UUGAACGGAAACUACAACUCCCAAGAGGCCGUGCGGCCAAAGACACACGAGAACUACGGAGGGAGAGUCUCGCGCAGCAAACUGCCGCUCUCGCAAGGCUCGGGCUGCCCUUGGCGCUGCCGAUCCCGGAAGUUGCUGCAUUCAGGCGUUCGCCGACGACAGCCCAGCGCGGGGCGGGGUCACGUGGAGGGGGCCUGAUUGGGAGUCGGCGCAGGCGCAGUCCGCGCGGGUUCUCGCACGCAAAACGGGUGCGAGCGGCGGCGAUGGACGACGAGGAGGAGACGUACCGGCUCUGGAAAAUCCGCAAGACCAUCAUGCAGCUGUGCCACGACCGUGGCUACCUAGUGACCCAGGACGAGCUUGACCAGACACUGGAGGAGUUCAAAGCCCAAUUUGGAGACAAGCCGAGUGAGGGGCGGCCGCGGCGCACUGACCUCACCGUGCUGGUGGCCCACAACGAUGACCCCACCGACCAGAUGUUUGUGUUCUUUCCAGAGGAGCCCAAGGUGGGCAUCAAGACCAUCAAGGUGUACUGCCAGCGCAUGCAGGAGGAGAACAUCACGCGUGCCCUCAUCGUGGUGCAGCAGGGCAUGACGCCCUCCGCCAAGCAGUCCCUGGUCGACAUGGCCCCCAAGUACAUCCUGGAGCAGUUUCUGCAGCAGGAGCUGCUCAUCAACAUCACGGAGCACGAGCUGGUCCCUGAGCACGUUGUCAUGACCAAGGAGGAGGUGACAGAGCUGCUGGCCCGAUAUAAGCUCCGAGAGAACCAGCUGCCCAGGAUCCAGGCGGGGGACCCUGUGGCGCGCUACUUUGGGAUAAAGCGUGGGCAGGUGGUGAAGAUCAUCCGGCCCAGCGAGACGGCGGGCAGGUACAUCACCUACCGGCUGGUGCAGUAGCCACCGCCUGACAGCUGUUCUCGCUUCGUCCAGCAGCAAACCCGUCCUAGCAGCAGCAGCCCAGCUGGGCCACCAGGCGCUCCCAGGACAUCUCCAGCCCCCACCUGACUACGCGGGGCGUGCGUCUCCCCCACCACUGAUCCACCUUAGAACCGAGAGACGGGCGGGGGUGUGGCGGGCCUUUCCAGAAGAGGGUUUAGAAACCUGCCCGGAGACCCCAGCGCUCGGAGAGGAGGGGCGGUUUCAGGCCAACCCUUCCCGGAGUGGGCACCUGGGGAGGGACUGGCCUCAGUCAGGAGCGGAACAGCCUUUGCUCAUGUGAGAACCUCGCAGCUCCCCUGGACUCUGGUCCUGGCAGGCAGCCCCACUUCACACUCAGCCCAGGGGUGGGGCUCGGCCUGGUCUGAUGCUGACACAGUUCCUUUGAGGUCAGAGCCACUGCCCACACCUGUGUGACCGCUGGGCAUAAGUGAGCCGCCCAGCCUCUGCACUGUGGCCUGGGCCUCCUCCCGCCCGGCCUCCUGCACCUCCUUAUCGCUCAGUAGUGGACGUUGGGCUGUCCUGGGCCGACUAGAUCUGCCCCACUCGUGUGACCACCCUCCACUUCUUUCCCAGCCCCUAGAGGCAGACACACAGUGACCCCCAUCCCUGCAGGACGGAUGCCCCUGCCCUGCCAGAGUCCAGCCCCCCAGCUCUCCCGGCUGCUGCUGCUCUGGACUCCCCAAGGCAGGUGGCCUUCACCCAAGUUCUCCCGUCCUGGGGUGAGGCCCAGCCGGCCCCAUUCACGUGUGGAUUUGUGCAAGAUGCAGCCUCAGAAGAGACAAAGCCCCUGAGGGAGGUCACCUGGGGGCAGUUGGUGCCGGGCCCCCUCUGUCGGGGGUUUGGGGUCCCGGUCUCCCACCAGCCACUGCUUCCUCCCGGGCUCUCAGCCUUCUACCCCUUGUCUUCCCUUCCUCGGGGGCCCUGAUGCGUGGUGGCCCCCGCCCAGCCUCGGCUCCUUACUCCAUUCACGGCUGUGCACACCCUCGAGCCACCAGGGUGUGAGAUUCCAGCUCUGGAGUUUUCGGUUGUUGUAGGAGGUUGGGUGUUUUCAAACGUUAAAGAUGUUUUGAGCAAAUAAAUUCGCUUGAUAUGAAAA
This is a messenger RNA of Cercocebus atys (sooty mangabey), 2034 nucleotides long. It is a transcript of the gene POLR2E, whose product is annotated as polymerase (RNA) II (DNA directed) polypeptide E, 25kDa. Gene Ontology annotation, cellular component: RNA polymerase III complex; RNA polymerase II, core complex; RNA polymerase I complex. The record is from RefSeq and is a predicted model, not a curated record. Gene Ontology annotation, biological process: DNA-templated transcription. Lineage: Eukaryota; Metazoa; Chordata; Mammalia; Primates; Cercopithecidae. The transcript is spliced from 8 exons. Bases 264 to 896 code for a protein of 210 amino acids. Gene Ontology annotation, molecular function: DNA binding; DNA-directed RNA polymerase activity.